Messenger RNA from Mastomys coucha (southern multimammate mouse), 949 nucleotides. RefSeq names its product prolactin-7A1-like. The transcript has 7 exons. Gene Ontology annotation, molecular function: hormone activity; prolactin receptor binding. Gene Ontology annotation, cellular component: extracellular region. Bases 39 to 836 code for a protein of 265 amino acids. The record is from RefSeq and is a predicted model, not a curated record. NCBI's taxonomy places the organism in Eukaryota, Metazoa, Chordata, Mammalia, Rodentia, Muridae. Gene Ontology annotation, biological process: positive regulation of cell population proliferation; positive regulation of receptor signaling pathway via JAK-STAT; female pregnancy.
UGCAAGAAAGAGCAAAGCAGUGCCAGGACACCUCAGAGAUGCCACUGUCUUUCACUCAACUAUGCUCCUCAGGGACACUUCUGCUGGUGGUGGUGUCAAAUCUUCUUUUAUGGGAGAAUGUGGCCUCUAUACCUUUAAGUAGCAAUGAGAUUGAUGAUGAUCCACUGUUCGUCAAGGGACUGUUUGAUCAUGCCAUGAUACUUUCUAAGAAUAUCAGUGACCUCAACAUGGAGUUGCGCAGAAUAUUUACCGUUAGUGAGAUCUCUGCAAAAGUUUUCGAUAAAUUUCUAAGUUCAUCAUCAACAAACCCCUAUGACCAAUUUAUGCUUGAAUUUCUUGGGCAUCAGGAGUUAAAGACUAAGAAUCACACCCACUGCCACAAAUAUACCAUCAAAAUGCCAGAAAACAUGGAAGAAUCCCAAAAAGGCAUCCCUCUCGAAGACUUUCCAGUCUUGAUACUCAGUAGAAUCCAGGCUUGGAAUGAAACUCUUAAAAACCUAAUAAACCUACUUGAAAGUACACCAGUAAUGGAUGAUGAUAUCCUCCCAAUAUAUAAAAAUAUUGAGACAAAAACCGCAGAACUUCUUGAGGACACUAAGAGUAUAUUCAGCCAGAUUUAUGGAACAAUAGAAAAUGUGAAUGAUCACACCAUCUCAUCUAUUCUUGAAGACUUUCAAUCAUCUGAUGAAGAAUCUCGAUUUUUUUCUCUUUGUAAAUUAUCCUAUUGCUUGCAUAUUGAUAUCCUCACAGCUAAACUUCAUCUCCAGUUCUUGAGGUGUGUAGUGCUUGUUAAUAGUGACAGUUGCUUAUCCCACAAAACUGGAACUGAUUCAUGAUGCUGUAUCAUUUUAAAAUAGUCUUAUUUUUAUACACAGUGAAGAUGUGCAUGAGUAAAAUGGGUGUCCUUUAAAAAAAAACAAACAUUGUAUGUAUAACAAAGUUUUAAAAA